UAACCCCACAUGACUCAGGAAGAACUGAUCUCGCAUGAGGCAGUGUCAGCUGUCCGAGCGGGGAGGGGGACAGCGGGUGGUGAUGAGGGGUCUAUUACAUUUCACAUGUUCCAGAAUGGAUUCCACAGAGUGCCUCACACUGAGAACAAGGCUAUAUAUAACCUACCAGUUGCAGCAGGAAUUAAAGGGUCGGGACAGCUGAGGGAGAGAGACCAGCCGCCCCGGAGUACACUCCUUAUGGUUCAAAUCACAAAGGCCGAACCCUUAACUCCUCUUUCCAGGCUGGGCAGUGAAGAGAGCCUAAGCUCGGAGCUCUGCCGUGUGGACAGGAGACAGACAGGACAGACACCAAGGACCAAGACGCCCUAGAUCUCUUGUUCCCUGCUUAUCGACUGGGAGUUGUCCCCCUGGACCGAGGCACCAUGGCUCUGUCCAUCGACCCAACGGAGGAGCCCAGGAUGUACCAGCAGACCCUGUUGCAGGACGGACUCUAUGAUCUACUGGAGAAUGACAAGCUGGUGGACUGUGUCCUGAAGAUCAAGGGCAAGGAGUUCCCCUGCCACCGUCUGGUGCUGUGUGCCUGCUCGUCUUUCUUUAGGGCCCUGUUCCUGUCAGAUCUGGAAGAGGAGAAGAAGAGAGAGGUGGUGUUGGAGGAUGUAGAGCCGGGGGUCAUGGGUCUGAUUCUGAAGUACCUCUAUACCUCCACCAUUAACGUGACAGAGCAGAAUGUCCAGGACAUCUUCUCUGUAGCCAACAUGUUCCAGAUCCCCUCGAUCUUCACAGUGUGUGUCUCCUUCCUCCAGAAGAAACUCAGUCUCAGUAACUGUCUGGCUAUAUUCCGACUGGGCCUGAUGCUGGACUGUCCUCGCCUCGCUGUCUCCGCUCGCAACUACGCCUGCGAACGCUUCCAGCUCAUCUCCCGUGACGAUGAGUUCCUGACGCUGGGGCCCAGCGAGCUGGCAGCUAUCUUGACAGCGGACACACUGAAUGUAGAAACGGAGGAAGAGGUGUUUGAGGCCGUGGAGAAGUGGGUCGGUCAAGAUGUGGAGAACAGGCUGAAGGAACUACCCGGACUGAUGGACUGUGUCAGACUCAGACUGGUCCACAAGGACUACUUUACUGAGAUGGUGGAGAAGCAUGAGUGGAUCUGCUCCAACCCUGAAAUGGAGAAGAGGCUUCAAAUGGUCAGAGACGCUCGUGCUGGAAAACUGCCUGACCUCCCGCCUCAGAAGAAAACAAAGAAGAAGACGGAAGAAAAUAAGACAGAGCAGAAGGGGGGAGAGGAGAAGGAGGGAGAGGAAGAGGAGGAGGAGGAGGAGGAGGAGGCUCUACUCCCGGGGAUCUUGAAUGAUCAACUGCGUUUUGGGAUGUUCCUGAGAGACCUGGUGUUCAUGGUGAGUGACACGGGGGCGGUGGCGUACGACCCCACAGGGAACGACUGUUACGUCGCCUCGCUCUCCACUCAGAUCCCCAAGAACCAUGCCUCCCUUGUCACCAAAGAGAACCAGAUCUUUGUUGCUGGGGGGCUGUUCUACAAUGAGCUGAACAAGGAGGAUCCUCUCAGCUCCUACUUCUUACAGUACGACCCAGUGAGUGCUGAUUGGCUGGGCAUGCCCCCCAUCCCCUCGCCCCGUUUCCUGUUCGGCCUGGCUGAGGCGGAGAACAGCAUCUUCAUGGUGGGAGGGAAGGAGCUGAAGGAGCAGGAGUCCAGUACACUGGACUCAGUGCUGGUCUAUGACAGACAGUCUUUUAAAUGGGGUGAGUCUGACCCCAUACCGUACCCCGUCUACGGCCACGCUACUGUGUCUCACGACGGACUUAUCUAUGUGAUCGGAGGAAAAUCGGAUAGCAAGAAGGUGACGAAGAGGAUGUGUGUGUACUAUGCACAGCGGUUUGAGUGGAAGGAGCUGGCUCCGAUGCAGCUGGCCCGCUCUCUGUUUGGAGCCACCAUCCAUAAAGACAAGAUCUACGUAGCAGCAGGCGUCACAGACACCGGCCUGACAGACACCAUGGAGGUCUACGACAUCAACACCAACAAGUGGUCAGACUUUGUGGAGUUCCCUCAGGGUCGUAGCUCACUCAGUCUGGCAUCGGUGGCCGGGGGUCUCUACGCUGUUGGAGGCUUCGCCAUGAUGCCCAGCGAGGACAAGGAGGAACUCCUCCCCAAGGAGAUGAAUGACAUCUGGAGGUAUGACGAGGGGGAAAGGAAGUGGGUGGGUGUUCUGAGGGAGAUCCAAUACGCCUCUGGGGCCACCAUCUUGGGGGCACGACUCAACACGCUUCGACUCACCAAGAUGUAACACUCCUCAACUCCAUGAGACUCACCAAGUUGGAAAGAUGUUACAUUUUUCACAGUGCCACCUGUUCCAACCCAUGACAUCUGUUAUUUGAUCAAUUCUGUUGUGUUUGACCUGGAGGGAGUUUGUGAGAGGUCACAUUGAAAAGCAUCUUUGGGGCCUCCCGAGUGGCGCAGGAAGCAGUCAAAGGCACUGCAUUUCAGUGCUUGAGGCAUCACUACAGACCCGGGUUCGAUCCCAAGCUGUGUCACAACUGUCCGUGACUGGGAAUCCCAUAGGGCGGCGCACAAUUGGCCCAACAUCGUCCGGAUUAGGGUAGGGUUUGUUGGCCGGGGGGCUUUACUGGGUUCAUCACGCCCUAGCCACUCCUUGUGGUGGGCCGGGUGCCAUCAGGUUAUCAGUUGAACAGUGUUUCCUCCGACACAUUGGUGCAGCUGGCUUCCAGGUUAAGUUUCUCAGAGGAUGCAUGAUUCAACUUUAGCCUCUCCCAAGCCCUUUGGGGAGUUGCAGCGAUGAGACAAAAUGGUAAUUGGAUCACAAUUGGAUAUCACGAAAUCGGGGAGAAAUAGGGGUUAAAUACUAACAACAACAAAAAUAUAUAUACAGUACAAGUCAAAAGUUUGGACACACCUACUCAUUCAAGGGUUUUUCUUUAUUUUUACUAUCU
Messenger RNA from Oncorhynchus tshawytscha (Chinook salmon), 2964 nucleotides. It is a transcript of the gene klhl40b, whose product is annotated as kelch-like family member 40b. The coding region runs from base 423 to 2300 and encodes 625 amino acids. The record is from RefSeq and is a predicted model, not a curated record. The transcript is spliced from 7 exons. NCBI's taxonomy places the organism in Eukaryota, Metazoa, Chordata, Actinopteri, Salmoniformes, Salmonidae. Gene Ontology annotation, molecular function: protein binding.